AGGCGGCGGCGGCAGCGGCCGCAGAGCCGGUGAGUAUCGGAAUCCAUGUCUGACAAUGCAUCAGCCCUGGGCUUCUCUCUUGAUCCACGGCAUCAAGCGAAUCGAAGGUCGAUCAUGGCGUCCUCCAAUCACAGGUCGGCUGUGGAUUCACGCGGCCUCCAAAGUUCCAGAGCCGGAAACAAUCACAGCAAUGGAGACCUUCUACAGGGAAAUAUACGCUCUGGAUGGGAUCACUGAUAUAAAGUUUCCAGAGCACUAUCCUGUUUCUCGUCUUUUAGGCUGUGUUGAAAUUGCUGGUUGUCUCAAAGGUGAAGAGCUAGACAAGUGGGAAGAAGUUCCUAAAUCGGUGAGAUGCGAAGCCCUUACUGACUUCUGUUGGCUCUGUGAAAAUCCAAAGAAAUUAAUAGUUCCCUUCGAAAUGCGAGGCUAUCAAAGAGUAUAUAACCUCGAAAACAAGAUCUUUGAGGCUGCAGUAAGAGGUCUCACUCCAUCUAAAGGCCCUCUUCCAGUCAAGUUUCCAUUGCCUUAUCCUCAAAAUCCUCCCUUGUCACCAAACAGUUCCAAAGCUUCCAAAGUGGAGAAGACGAAAACUGUCGCCGCAGCUGUAGCCGGUGCUCGUGCUGCGGCGGCUCAGUUCUUGAGGAAAGACGAGAGCAGAAGUCUCGUUAAAGAACUACAGCACGAAACCACGAAGAAAGAAGUGCCGAGUUCCGAGAGAAAUCUGAUUAGUGUUGGAAUGGUAGAUGCUGGAAAUUGUCGACCAGGGCCUAGAAUUUUAACCCCAAAUGGAUCAGCUAAGCUCUUUUCUGAUGCGUUGAGAGGGGUGCUUCUGAAACAGUGAUACUUUUGUAAGAGAAAUUCCAGCUCAGUUAAAAGACUUUACAGGGUCUGUGCUGUAAUUUUUUUUUUUUUAGCUACUUUUGUAAUGUUUUUAAGCAAUUCUUCUGGGUAGAUUGAUCAGUUUGUAUAGAAUUUGAAAAUAUCUUUAGUAGCUGUUUAAGGGUCCGUUUGGGGCCGUACUGUUUGGUUCGCGCGUUUCAUCAGCUUAUUCGAAACUGCUUUUUGGUUUUUACACUGCAUUUCAGGAUAAACAGCUUAUCCUAAAACGCACAAGCUGCCCCAAACAGACCCUAAGUGUUUGGUGAUGGUCAAAAUCUGUAUAGAAUUGUGAUAUUAUUCAGUUUGGUGUUUUUCUUGUGAAUUUAUGGCUUUGAUUUUAUGUUUU
Messenger RNA from Phalaenopsis equestris, 1225 nucleotides. Its product is annotated as activating signal cointegrator 1. Lineage: Eukaryota; Viridiplantae; Streptophyta; Magnoliopsida; Asparagales; Orchidaceae. Gene Ontology annotation, biological process: positive regulation of DNA-templated transcription. The transcript is spliced from 7 exons. Gene Ontology annotation, cellular component: nucleus. The record is from RefSeq and is a predicted model, not a curated record. Gene Ontology annotation, molecular function: transcription coactivator activity. The coding region runs from base 56 to 841 and encodes 261 amino acids.